GCUGGGGUAGGAGGAGCCCGCGCUGGGGCCGGGUCGUGGCGGCGCCGGUGGAGCCCCCGAAGUUUGUGCUGGUGGCGGAGGGCGGCUCUCGUUCCUCAUCCCGCCGCUUCCGGGGCUCCGCCGCGCCGGGCGGAGCGGGCCGGCGGGCGCCCGGGAAAAGGAGGCGGGCAGGCGGCCACCGGCAAGACGAACCGAACCGAGCCGAACCGAACCUAGCUGAACCGAGCCGAGCCGCGAUGAAGAAGCCGGACGGGAAGGUUGUGCUGCUGGGGGACAUGAACGUGGGCAAGACCUCCCUGCUGCACCGCUACAUGGAGAGGCGCUUCCAGGAGACGGUCAGCACCGUCGGCGGCGCUUUCUACCUGAAGCAGUGGGGUCCCUACAACAUCUCCAUCUGGGACACGGCAGGUCGGGAGCAAUUUCAUGGUCUCGGAUCUAUGUACUGCAGAGGAGCAGCUGCUGUGAUCCUCACGUAUGAUGUGAACAGCCUCCAAAGCCUGACAGAGCUGGAAGAAAGAUUCUUGUCACUGACAGACAGUGCGAGUGCUGACUGCAUUUUUGCUAUUGUUGGAAAUAAAGUUGACCUCACCGACGACUGUGCUUUACCACCAGAUGAAAAUAGACCUGAGAAGUCUGUUGCUAGCUGCGGCUCAAAGGUGCGAAAACAAGUCCGCUCAGAGGAUGCGAUUGCGCUCUAUAAAAAGAUACUGAAAUACAAAAUGAUAGAUGAGAAGGAUGUUCCAGCAGCUGAGAAGAUGUGCUUUGAGACCAGUGCAAAAACGGGGUACAAGGUGGACUACCUCUUUGAAACAGUGUUUGAGAUGGUAGUCCCAAUAAUUGUACGGCAGAAAGCUGAGGGGCCUUCGCAAACUGUAGACAUUACAGACUACAAGCCAGCCAAAAGGACAAAAUCUGGUUGCUGUGCCUGAACCAUUUACAUGACGUUAGAAAAGGGGAGCCAUUUGUUCACUCCAGCAAACUGAGGAGUAACGAAUGCUUACAGUUCACCAGGAAGGAAACGACAAAGGAUAAAUAGACUAAAAUGGUGUGCGUGGGAAAAAAAACCAAACAAAGCAAAACAAAUCUUCUGACCUUUUAAAGGUUUCUGGGAGGCUUUGUGUAUGAAAAUGGGAGUGUGAAUGAAAUGAUGGAAGAAGACUUACCGGUUUUCAUGGGCUCUGAAGACAAAUGGUGUGUUAGUACAGCUGUUAGCGACAAUCAUUUGAGCAGUUUUGAUGGAGUCUGAUUAUCUUUUUUAACAACUCUCCAUUUCAUGUUGCAUGCAAAUGAUCUGUUUCUGUACUCUCAACAGCUUUCACAUGAUUGUUAUCUUUCCCCUUGAGACUCUAACUUUGGAAGGUUGAACACGCGAUGCUUUUUUAUUCUCGAGGAAACAAACAAAAAAAGAAAAUCAAGGUAUAAUUUAUAUUUGUAGCUGAGAAAUCAAUGACAGUCUUUUUAUGUCAUAUUUGGCAGUGUAAGAGUCAGAAAUUGAACUAUUAAAAUCACUUUGGUUAUGUACUGUUCA
Pogoniulus pusillus (Red-fronted tinkerbird) is the source of this 1528-nucleotide messenger RNA. It is a transcript of the gene RAB20, whose product is annotated as RAB20, member RAS oncogene family. Lineage: Eukaryota; Metazoa; Chordata; Aves; Piciformes; Lybiidae. The record is from RefSeq and is a predicted model, not a curated record. The coding region runs from base 237 to 929 and encodes 230 amino acids. Gene Ontology annotation, molecular function: GTP binding; GTPase activity. The transcript has 2 exons. Gene Ontology annotation, biological process: intracellular protein transport. Gene Ontology annotation, cellular component: endomembrane system.